UCCAAACUCACAUUCUCAUUUAGUCCACCUCCUUUCUUUCUCUCUCUCUCUAGAUCCUACCUCCAUUUUCUCUCUCCAAACAGAUAAUAUGAAAUCCUUAGUUUUAUUAAUUUGACUUCAAUUCAACUGUUAUUUACUUAAAUUUCGAUUCGAUCGACGGACAAACCAACGUCUGGGAUCUAUCUAGACUUAAAACGUUGACCAUAACUGAUCGGAAGUUGACCGGAGGAUAUGGCGUUAUCAGGCAUGCGAGGUUUAUCUGUAUUUAUAUCCGAUGUACGUAAUUGCCGGAAUAAAGAACAGGAACGACUUCGUGUUGAUAAAGAGCUUGGCAAUAUCCGUACUCGCUUCAAAAAUGAAAAGGGUUUGACGCCAUAUGAAAAGAAGAAAUAUGUCUGGAAGAUGCUCUACAUAUACAUGCUAGGAUAUGAUGUAGACUUCGGGCACAUGGAAGCUGUUUCUUUAAUAUCUGCACCAAAAUAUCCAGAAAAGCAGGUUGGGUAUAUAGUGACAUCUUGCUUGCUCAAUGAGAAUCACGAUUUUUUAAGAUUGGCAAUUAAUGCAGUCCGCAAUGAUAUUAUCGGGCGCAAUGAGACUUUUCAGUGCUUGGCAUUGACACUGGUUGGGAAUAUUGGUGGUAGAGAAUUUGCUGAAUCACUAGCACCUGAUGUUCAGAAGCUGCUUCUAUCAAGUAGUUGCAGACCACUUGUGAGAAAGAAAGCUGCAUUAUGUCUGCUACGGCUGUUCAGGAAAAAUCCCGAUGUUGUGAACGUAGAUGGCUGGUCAGAUCGGAUGGCCCAGCUAUUAGAUGAACGAGAUCUUGGUGUUUUAACAUCUUCAAUGAGUCUUUUUGUUGCUUUAGUAUCCAAUAACCAUGAAGCUUAUUGGAGUUGUCUUCCAAAGUGUGUUAAAGUUAUGGAAAGACUUGCUAGAAAUCAGGAUGUACCCCAAGAAUAUACAUAUUAUGGUAUUCCUUCUCCUUGGCUUCAGGUGAAAACCAUGAGGGCCCUUCAGUAUUUCCCUACUGUUGAAGAUCCUAGUAUACGAAGAGCAUUGUUUGAGGUUCUACAACGAAUACUCAUGGGAACAGAUGUGGUGAAAAAUGUAAAUAAGAACAAUGCUUCUCAUGCUGUAUUAUUUGAAGCUCUUGCUCUUGUCAUGCACCUUGACUCCGAGAAAGAGAUGAUGUCUCAAUGUGUGGCACUGCUUGGAAAAUUCAUAGCUGUCCGCGAGCCGAAUAUUCGGUAUCUGGGUCUGGAGAAUAUGACUCGUAUGUUGAUGGUUACCGAUGUUCACGAGAUUAUCAAAAGACAUCAAGCACAAAUUAUCACCUCAUUGAAAGAUCCUGAUAUCAGUAUUCGGAGACGUUCUUUGGAUCUGCUCUAUGGCAUGUGUGAUGUUUCGAAUGCCAAAGACAUUGUUGAAGAAUUAUUGCAGUAUCUUGCUACAGCAGAUUUUGCAAUGCGUGAAGAACUGGCUUUGAAAGCUGCUAUUCUUGCUGAGAAAUUUGCUCCUGAUCUAUCAUGGUAUGUGGAUGUUAUACUUCAGCUGAUUGACAAAGCAGGAGAUUUUGUCAGUGAUGACAUUUGGUUUCGGGUUGUGCAGUUUGUGACAAACAAUGAGGACCUUCAGCCUUAUGCAGCACUGAAAGCGAGGGAGUAUCUUGAUAAGCCAGCCAUACAUGAAACGAUGGUGAAGGUUAGUGCUUACCUGCUUGGAGAAUAUAGCCACCUUUUGGCCAGACGACCUGGAUGCAGUCCAAAAGAAAUUUUUGGCAUUAUACAUGAGAAACUUCCCACUGUAUCGACACCAACAAUCCCUAUUCUUCUUUCAACAUAUGCAAAGAUUUUGAUGCAUUCACAGCCACCAGACCCAGAAUUGCAGAAUCAAGUUUGGGCAGUUUACAGCAAAUAUGAAAGUUGCAUUGAUGCUGAGAUACAACAAAGAGCUGUAGAAUAUUUUGCGUUGAGUAGGAAAGGUGCAGCUCUGAUGGACAUAUUAGCUGAAAUGCCAAAAUUCCCAGAACGACAGUCCUCGUUGAUUAAAAAAGCCGAAGAUACUGAUGCUGAUACAGCAGAGCUAAGUGCUAUCAAGCUGCGUACGCAGCAGCAGUCGUCUAAUGCUCUGGUGGUGACAGAUCAGCGCCCUCCAAAUGGAGCUCCACAAGUGAGCCAGCUGGGCAUGGUUAUGGUUCCUAGCACGAGCAACACGGAUCAUAAUACUGCUGAACAACGGUCAACCCAGGCGAAUGGAACUUUGAGUGGUGUUGAUUCGCAGCUCCCUGCUCAGGAUAUGGCACCUGCUGGUGAUAUUCUAGGAGAUUUGCUAAGUCCACUGGCUAUUGAAGGUCCUCCGGGUGUAUCUGCUCAAUCAGACCACAAUAGUGUUCAUGGACAUGAUGUUGCUCCUGGUGAUGAUGCUUUAGCACUUGCACCUGUUGGAGACCAGGAUCCUACCGUCAAGCCGAUAGUAGAUAUUGCAGAAAGAUUUGAUGCCUUAUGCCUUAAAGAUAGUGGGGUGCUUUAUGAAGAUCCUUAUGUUCAGAUUGGGAUCAAAGCAGAAUGGCGAGGACACCAAGGACGUUUUGUCCUUUUUUUGGGAAACAAGAAUACUGCUCCACUUGAUUCGGUACAGGCAGUAAUACUACCUCCAUCACAUCUCAGGUCGGAGCUCUCGGCAGUACCAGAUAUUAUACCUCCACGAGCACAGGUUCAAUGUCCACUUGAAGUGGUAAAUCUUCGUCCAAGUAGGGACGUUGCUGUUCUCGACUUCUCCUACAAGUUUGGAGCCUAUUUGGUCAAUAAUCGACUUCGGCUUCCUGCAGUGUUGAAUAAAUUUCUUCAGCCAAUUCAAGUAUCCGCUGAGGAAUUUUUCUCCCAGUGGAGACCACUAACACCUCCUUUGAAACUUCAGGAAGUGGUUAGAGGUGUGAGACCGAUGUCAUUGGGAGAAAUGGCAAAUUUGCUCAACAGUUUGAGGUUGAUGGUUUGUCCUGGAUUGGAUCCUAAUCCAAGUAAUUUAGUUGCAAGCACGACCUUCUAUUCUGAAAGUACACGAGCCAUGCUAUGCCUAGUUAGAAUUGAAACUGAUCCUGCUGACAGAACGCAGCUCCGCAUGACAGUGGCAUCAGGGGAUCCAGCUCUAACAUUCGAGCUGAAGGAAUUCAUCAAGGAACAUUUAGUUAACAUUCCUACAACUGCCAACCCUCCCGCACCUGUGCCUCAACAACCAAUUGCAUCAUCAGACCCAGGGGCGUUGCUUGCUGGUUUGCUGUAAAAAAACUUUUAACAGUAUAUUAUGAAUUACAAACCCGUUGGCGAAAAAACUGUACUUGAAAGGAAUCAUACUUGGUUAACGUUGAAGCAAUGUAGAAGGCAUAUAAAUGAGCAUGGGUUGGCGGGAUCAAAAGCUAAGUUAUAAAUGAGCGGCGUAGUGUUAGAGUUGCUUCGCAGAGGGUAAAAUCGGUGAUUUUUUCGUAAUUGUAUUAUUAGGACAUGGUUUUCUCAUUUUUGGUGAGGGUUUUUUCUGUUUAUAUAAGUUUUCUUUUCUUGUUUUUCAGUUAGUUCUUACAACAUUUGGCUUGAUUGAUAUAUAGGGACAGAUUUCAUAAUAUUCUUUAUGUAUUAUGGAUAGGAUAGGAUGUGAAGAAAGUUGAUUGUGUAACAUUAGUGCAUUUGUUUGUCAAUGCAUGAAAUAUUUGAUUGCUA
This is a messenger RNA of Erigeron canadensis, 3707 nucleotides long. RefSeq names its product AP-2 complex subunit alpha-1-like. The coding region runs from base 232 to 3276 and encodes 1014 amino acids. Lineage: Eukaryota; Viridiplantae; Streptophyta; Magnoliopsida; Asterales; Asteraceae. The transcript is spliced from 27 exons. The record is from RefSeq and is a predicted model, not a curated record. Gene Ontology annotation, molecular function: clathrin-cargo adaptor activity. Gene Ontology annotation, cellular component: AP-2 adaptor complex; membrane coat. Gene Ontology annotation, biological process: clathrin-dependent endocytosis; intracellular protein transport.